AUGGCUGCGCAAGCUCCAACAAAGAUCGACCGGCAAGCAACCACGCCGUUUCUGUUGCGCCUCUUCUUUAAGCAGGGGUCAUAUCACAGGCUAGAUGAGUUUGACCCGACCCUACCACGCCUCCCCACCAACGUCCAAAUCUAUACCUGGCAGAGUUGCAGUCUCCGCGAGCUAUGCAAACUGCUCCUUUCCGCUGUACCUACGCUGCUACCCCAGCCUUAUACUGGAUCCCGCCUCGCAUUUCGACUAGUAUAUCCAGACGUACAAGGCUCUAAUCGUCCGGGCGCCCCAGGACGCUUUAUUUCUCGAGACAUAGGAUCCGUCAUUAUUGGCGCACGCGCAGAAGAUGAGGACACAGACAUGGAAGGUGGAGAUGGAUCAACUGUCACAGAGGCACUGAAACAACUAGAUGGAGACCCGGACAGGACCCUUGCCGACGUCAAGUUCCUCAUAGGCGAUUAUAUCGCAUGCGCCAUUCUCCCCCCGUUGCCUGACGGCAGUGUACCAGCUGCACCUCCACCUCUCGCUGGGCCUGGAAGAGGGCCGCCGCCUGGUGCAUACGGCGGACGGGGAAGGGACAACGGUUUCAAUGGACGCGGUGACUACGGCUAUGGAAGAGGGGGGAGAGGGGGAAGAUUCGAUGAUAGAAGAACGAGCGGAGGUGUACCAUCCGGCGAAUGGAGGAGAGGUGAUGCUCUACCUGAGCGAGAACUCGGCUAUGGCAGGGGAGGACGCGGAAGAGGCGGCGGUGGUGAUGGCGGCGACUGGCACGACCGAGGCAGAGGACGAGGAAGAUGGUAG
This is a messenger RNA of Cucurbitaria berberidis CBS 394.84, 801 nucleotides long. RefSeq lists its product as uncharacterized. NCBI's taxonomy places the organism in Eukaryota, Fungi, Ascomycota, Dothideomycetes, Pleosporales, Cucurbitariaceae. Bases 1 to 801 code for a protein of 266 amino acids. The transcript is spliced from 2 exons. Gene Ontology annotation, molecular function: transcription corepressor activity; transcription factor binding. Gene Ontology annotation, cellular component: nucleus. Gene Ontology annotation, biological process: negative regulation of DNA-templated transcription. The record is from RefSeq and is a predicted model, not a curated record.